This is a messenger RNA of Cryptomeria japonica (Japanese cedar), 1431 nucleotides long. Its product is annotated as phospholipase A1-Igamma3, chloroplastic-like. Gene Ontology annotation, biological process: lipid metabolic process. Gene Ontology annotation, molecular function: glycerophospholipase activity. The record is from RefSeq and is a predicted model, not a curated record. Lineage: Eukaryota; Viridiplantae; Streptophyta; Pinopsida; Cupressales; Cupressaceae. The coding region runs from base 1 to 1431 and encodes 476 amino acids. The transcript has a single exon.
AUGAUGAUGAAUUUGAGGAUUAAACCUGGAAUUGCGAGCCACAAUACCAGCAAUUUGUGGGAGGUGCCUUGUCUGAGCAUGAGAAUCAAACAGAGACAAAGACAAACAGCACCACAAGUGUUCACCUCUCAUGGGGACAAGGAAAAGAGCGGGGGCCCUGACGAUCAUCCCCACCUGGAGCACAAAGAUAUAAGCAUGACAAAGAGAAGGACCGCAAGGAAUCUGAGCGAUGUCUGGAGGGAGGUGCAGGGUUCGAACAACUGGGAGGGUAUGCUGGAGCCAAUGGACCAUCUCCUCCGCAGUGAGCUCAUAAAAUACGGAGAGUUUGCCCAGGCCUGCUACGACGCCUUUGACUUCGACCACGACUCCAAAUACUGCGGCAGCUGCAAGUACAAUCGCAGCACCAUACUCCAAGAUGUCGGCCUUUCUCACACCGGCUACGAAAUCACAAAAUAUCUCUACGCAACCACCAACAUCAAUCUCCCCACUUUCUUCAAAAAGUCCCCGGCGGGGGAGAAAUUGUGGAGCAACCAUGCCAACUGGAUGGGUUUCGUGGCUGUGGCGGAGGACGAGCAAGAAAUAAAGAAACUUGGGCGACGAGACAUACUCAUCGCGUGGAGAGGCACUGCCACUUAUCUGGAGUGGCUGGCCGACCUCAUGGAUUUUCUCAUACCCGUGGGUUUCCAUUCAGACCAUCCAGAUUCCCGCGUCAAAGUGGAAUCGGGGUUUCUCAACCUAUACACCGCCAGCCAGAAAGACUGCCGCUUCGCCAAAUCCAGCGCCCAUGAGCAAAUUCACGCGGAGAUUAGAAGUAUAAUCGAAAAGUACAAGGGAGAAAAGCUGAGCAUAACAAUCACGGGCCACAGCCUAGGGAGCGCGCUCGCAAUGUUAAGCGCGUAUGACAUUGCAGAGAUGGGAAUCAAUCAGGACGAGGAGAAUGGAAAUGAGAAGAUUCCCAUCACUGUCUUCUCCUUUGCAGGCCCGCGAGUGGGAAAUCCGGCCUUCAAGGAGCACCUGGAGCGGCUGGGGAUCAAAAUCCUGCGAGUGGUGAACGCCCACGACGUAGUUCCAAAGGUUCCCGGAAUUCUGUUCAAUGAGCAUUCUCAAUCGGUGCCGUGGAGUUACUCCCACGUAGGAGUGGAAUUGGAGCUGGAUCACACCAAAUCCCCCUUCCUCCGACCCACAAGAGAUCCGUCCUGCUUCCACAACUUGGAGGCGCAUCUGCAUCUGUUGGAUGGAUACCACGGCCGCGAAGAGCCGUUUCAGCUCGCAAGUGGACGGGAUCCAGCUCUUGUCAACAAGGCAGCUAAUUUUUUACAAGACCAGUUGAAUAUUCUGCCCUGCUGGAGGCAAGACCCCAACAAGGGCAUGGUCAGAAACUCUCAAGGUCGAUGGGUUCAGCCCCAAAGAUCUCAAUCUUGCUUUCUCUAA